Messenger RNA from Cyphellophora europaea CBS 101466, 387 nucleotides. RefSeq lists its product as uncharacterized. Gene Ontology annotation, biological process: proton export across plasma membrane; sodium ion export across plasma membrane; regulation of membrane potential. The transcript is spliced from 3 exons. The record is from RefSeq and is a predicted model, not a curated record. Lineage: Eukaryota; Fungi; Ascomycota; Eurotiomycetes; Chaetothyriales; Cyphellophoraceae. Bases 1 to 387 code for a protein of 128 amino acids. Gene Ontology annotation, molecular function: sodium:proton antiporter activity. Gene Ontology annotation, cellular component: plasma membrane.
AUGGCCAUUUACAUAGAUCCAAGCACACUCAAUGUGGUCAUCUCCAUCCUGGGCUUCUUCAUACUGGCAUUCGGUGCCAUCUCCAUCAAAAUCAAGUAUGAAUGUUCCAAAGAACCCGACGGCACCGGCGUCACAAUCCCAGGUCUCAUCGGUCUCGCCAUCAUGAUCGUCCUCUUCCGCCGCAUCCCCGCCAUCCUCAUGGCCUACAAAUUCAUGCCCAACUGCAUCGUCGACUGGGAAGAAGCCCUCUUUAUGGGCUACUUCGGCCCCAUCGGCAUUGGCGCGGUCUUCUACGUAGAACACACCCGCCACCUCUUCCAUGAGCCUGGCGAGUCCCUGACAGAAGAAGAAAACAACCUCACCGCCGCCAUGAUUCCCGUCGUCUAG